Messenger RNA from Funneliformis caledonium, 223 nucleotides. The record is from the annotation of a GenBank genome assembly. NCBI's taxonomy places the organism in Eukaryota, Fungi, Glomeromycota, Glomeromycetes, Glomerales, Glomeraceae.
AUGAAAUCAAUUUUUCUUGUACUCGGCCUAUUCGCUACGUUAGCCUUGGCUUCUUACCAAGACAAGGACAAACAUUAUGAUUACCACGAUAAAAACGUUAAAUCAUAUGAUCCUUAUUAUAAUCCUUGGGUUCCUGCUAAAUAUUACGAUCACAAAGAUUAUUAUGAUGAGAAGGAAAAGCAUUAUAGACGCUCAAAACGUUCUCCUGUUCCGACCGAUGAUG